CUUUUGGGAGCCCCGAUUUCUCGGGUUUUUCCUUCCCGCCGCUUCCUUCUCGCCGCCUCCUUCCCGCCGUCGCUUCGCCGGACGCCAUGAUGCAGCCGCCGGCGGUGGCGCCGGGCACCGUGGAGAUCGCCGGGGGCCCGAAGCUCAGCCGCUCCGAAGCGCGGCGGCUCCGGGAGGAGGAGGAAGCUGCCAAAGCGAGGUCUGUGGCUGAAGCCUGGAGGCUGGGCGGCAGAGCCAAGGUGCCUGACGGAGCUGUCGAGGAAGAGGACCCUAAGAAGAAGGAGGAACGCGAGCGCUCACGCAGCCGAGAGAAGAAGGAGACCUUGGACCGGCUCGCCAAGACCGCAGCUGAGAAGGCGGCCCUGGCUGUGAAGAAAGCGGAAGAAGGCGAGGAAGGUGAAGGCGAGGGCGAGGCUAAGGAGGUGAAGAAGAUCAACAAGGCGGAAGAAGCAAAGCAGCUCCUAGCCAAAGAGAAGGAGAAGGCGAGAUUGAAGAAGCAGGCCAUGGUCGAAGCCAGGAAGGAAGAGGAGAUGAAGAAGAAGAUGGCAGUUUUGGAGAAGGACCUGAACAAAUCGGACAGGGCAAAGUACAAGCGAUACUGAGCGCAUAGAGGUUGGCGAUCUUACCCGCUUGGUUUCCUUCUCUUUUCUCUCUGGUGAUCCGUUCUUUUUCACCACGGGCGAUGCGCUGCGACCCUGGUUUCCUUCUA
Effrenium voratum is the source of this 709-nucleotide messenger RNA. Lineage: Eukaryota; Dinophyceae; Suessiales; Symbiodiniaceae. The record is from the annotation of a GenBank genome assembly.